Molecule: messenger RNA, 837 nt
Organism: Auxenochlorella protothecoides
Lineage: Eukaryota; Viridiplantae; Chlorophyta; Trebouxiophyceae; Chlorellales; Chlorellaceae
Product: 3-oxoacyl-[acyl-carrier-protein] reductase 3, chloroplastic
Exons: 4
Coding region: 1-837 (278 amino acids)
Biological process (GO): fatty acid biosynthetic process
Molecular function (GO): 3-oxoacyl-[acyl-carrier-protein] reductase (NADPH) activity; NAD binding
Source: RefSeq, a predicted model, not a curated record
AUGUUCACUGCACGGGCAUUCAGGGCGCCCAAGCUGCCAACCAUGCCUCAUGUCCGGGCGGCGGCCACCCAGGCCGUCGAUGCCCCCGCCAAGACCGCUCAGCAAGAACUGGAGGGUGGCGUGACGGUGGUCACCGGCUCCUCCCGCGGCAUCGGCCGCGCCAUCGCGCUACGACUUGGUGCCGCGGGUGGGCGCGUGGUGGUCAACUAUGCCGCCUCCAGCGCCGCGGCGGAGGAUGUGGCGCACCAGAUCGAGGGUCUAGGCGGGUCGGCCAUUGUGGUCAAGGGCGACCUCGCCAAGGCCCUGAUCCAGGCCGCCGUAUCGGAGUGGGGCACCAUCGAUGCGCUGGUCAACAACGCGGGCAUCACAAGGGACACGCUGAUGCUGCGCAUGAAGCCGGAGCAGUGGCAGGCGGUGAUCGACGUGAACCUGUCGGGCGUGUUCUACGCCACGCAGGCCGCCACGAAGGUCAUGGCCAAGAAGCGGAAGGGCAGGAUCGUCAACAUCUCCUCUGUGGUGGGGCUGACUGGGAACGCGGGGCAGGUGAACUACGCCGCCGCCAAGGCGGGCCUCAUCGGCAUGACGCGCUCCGUGGCCCGGGAGUUUGCGGGGCGGGGUCUGCUGGUCAACGCCAUCGCGCCCGGGUUCAUCGAGUCGGAGAUGACGGGCGUGCUGUCCUCCGAGGUUGAGGCCGCCAUCCUCGCCAAGAUCCCCCUGGGCACGUACGGCAAGCCCGAGGAGGUGGCUGGUCUGGUCAAGUUCUUGCUGACAGACCCCGCUGCAGGCUACAUCACUGGCCAGGUCAUCAGCAUCGAUGGCGGCAUGAGCAUGCAAUGA